This is a messenger RNA of Closterium sp. Naga37s-1, 1989 nucleotides long. NCBI's taxonomy places the organism in Eukaryota, Viridiplantae, Streptophyta, Zygnematophyceae, Desmidiales, Closteriaceae. The record is from the annotation of a GenBank genome assembly.
AUGCCUUCGCGAAUCCCUCGUCCUGCGCAGACCCCGGGGCAGCUGCGCGUGCACACGGGCGGGCUGGCGUGGCGGAAGCUGGGCGGGGGGAAGCAGGUGGACGUGCAGCGCACGGACAUGGCGGGCGUGGUGUGGAUGCGCGUGCCGCGCGGGUACCAGCUGUGCGUGCGGCUCAAGGCGGGCGGCAAGGUGAAGUUCAACGGCUUCACCAAGGCGGACGUGGACUCGCUCUCGCCCUUCCUCGCCUCCACGCUUGGGUUCGCGCCGCGCAAGAGCGAACUCGCCACCAGCGGCCGCAACUGGGGCGACGCCGAGAUCGAAGGCCAACCAGCCGCACACCUACGUGGUUGUCACACUCGACACGCCCAUCCGCAAGGGCCAGACGCUCUACCCUCACAUCGUGCUGCAGGUGCGCCCCGCCCACCCCUUCCAACCACAUUCCACAACACUGCUCCCAACGUUCUCUGCCACCCUGCAGUACAAGAUCGAUGCCUCGUGUGGGCCUCCCUACUCCAUGCUGCCUCCCUACUCCAUGCUGCCUCCCUACUCCAUGCUGCCUCCCUACUCCAUGCUGCCUCCCUACUCCAUGCUGCCUCCCUACUCCAUGUUGCCUCCCUACUCCAUGCUGCCUCCCUACUCCAUGCUGCCUCCCUACUCCAUGCUGCCUCCCUACUCCAUGCUGCCUCCCUACUCCAUGCUGCCUCCCUACUCCAUGCUGCCUCCCUACUCCAUGCAUUGUGCUCCACCCAUGCUGUUCCCUCUGCUUCUGCCUGCCUGCCUGUGGGUUUCCCCAACGAGGAGACGUUUGAGGGCGGGCUGUCACUGAGCGACGAGUUGCUCACCACCAAGUACAAGGACCGCCUGCAGCCCGUGUACAAGGGCCUGAUGCACGAGGUGUUUGCGCAGAUCCUGAGGGGGCUGUCGGGCGCCAAGGUGACGAGGCCGGGGUCGUUCCGCAGCAACAGUGACGGGUACGCGGUGAGCACGUCGCUCAAGGCGGAGGAGGGCUACCUCUACCCGCUCGAAAAGAGCUUCUUCUUCCUCCCCAAGCCGCCCACGCUCGUGCUGCAUGACGAGGUGGAGUACGUGGAGUUUGAGCGGCACGGCGCGGGCACGAGCACCAUCUCCUCCUCCUACUUCGAUCUCGUCAUCCGCCUGCGCAGCGAGCAGGAGCACCAGUUCCGCAACAUCCGGCGCAACGAAUACCACAACCUCUUCUCCUUCUUCAGUGACAAGCGCCUCAAGAUCCUAAAUCUCGGCGACUCGCAUGCAGCGGCAGCAGCGGGCGCGGAGGCGGGGGCGGGCGUGGGAGGCGUGGGGGUGGGCGGGGUGGACUCGGAUGACGAUGCUGUGGACCCUCACCUCAACCGCAUCCGGGCAGGGGGGGCUGAUGAGAGCGACGAGGAGGUGCGUGUAGGGUGGAGAAGGGGGGGGAGAGGGGGGUCAGUUAAGUGGCUGAGUAGACCCUCACCCCAACCGCAUUCGUGGGGGGGGGCUGAUGAGAGCGAUGAGGAGGAAGGGGGGGCUGAUGAGAGCGAUGAGGAGGUGUGCGCAGAGGGGGGCGGAAGGGGAGGCAUGUGGGGGCAGAGAAGCGGAGAGAGUGAUGACGAGGACUUUGUGGCGGGAAAGGAUGAGGACGACCGGGGCUCGCAGUCCGACUCGGGCAGCAGUGGCAGCGGCGAGGGCAGUGGCAGCGACAGCGAUAGCGAUGCCAGCAGAGCCGCCAAUGAGGACGAGGAGGAGACCGCCAAGCGCAAGGAGAAGGCACGCAAGGAAAAGGAGAGGGAGAAGGCGAGGGAGGAGAAGGCAGGCAAGGCGGCGAGCAGUGGGGCGGCGAAGAGGAAGAGCAAGGAGGGGGCGGGAGGGGGCACAGCGGAUGACGGGGGGAAGAAGAAGCGCAAGAAGAAGGACCCCGACGCGCCCAAGCGUGCCCUCUCCGGCUUCAUGUACUUCAGCCAGGCUCAGCGCGAGCCUUUGCUGCUCCUCUAA